Messenger RNA from Chrysoperla carnea, 2142 nucleotides. Its product is annotated as phosphoenolpyruvate carboxykinase [GTP]-like. Gene Ontology annotation, molecular function: phosphoenolpyruvate carboxykinase (GTP) activity; GTP binding; manganese ion binding. Gene Ontology annotation, cellular component: cytosol. Gene Ontology annotation, biological process: cellular response to dexamethasone stimulus; hepatocyte differentiation; propionate catabolic process. Lineage: Eukaryota; Metazoa; Arthropoda; Insecta; Neuroptera; Chrysopidae. The transcript is spliced from 5 exons. Bases 101 to 2059 code for a protein of 652 amino acids. The record is from RefSeq and is a predicted model, not a curated record.
AAAUUUUAAAAUUUGAUUUGAAAAAUCAACUCUAACCGAAAAGUAUUACAUUUUUUUUUUAAAUAUUGAAACGCGGUUUUUAUUGAAAACAUUAUAAAUCAUGCCUGAUUUCGAGAAAAAAUCUGAAGAAAGAGAAUAUACAAGAAAUGUGGGACAAUUUGCCAAGAAGUUAACGCAACCGAAUGUUGGAUUGUAUAAUCAUUUACGUGGUAUUUCAGUGGUUAAUGGUAAUCUGGUGAAUUUACCAACAAAUCUACGUGAAUUUAUUGAAGAGAAUGUCUCAUUAUGUCAACCGGAAAGUAUACAUAUUUGUGAUGGAAGUGAACAGGAAAAUGCACAAUUGUUGAGAUUAAUGCAAAAGAAUGGUACAAUUGAACCAUUACCUAAAUAUGAAAAUUGUUGGUUAGCACGUACAAAUCCCGCUGAUGUUGCUCGUGUUGAAGGAAAAACAUUCAUUUGUACACAAACUCGUAAUAAAACAAUUCCAACAACUAAAGAUGGAAUUAAAGGUACAUUGGGUAAUUGGAUUUCACCAAAUGACAUGCAAGAAGCGAUUAAUUCACGAUUUCCUCGUUGCAUGAAAGGUCGAACUAUGUACGUAAUACCUUUCUCAAUGGGACCAGUUGGUUCACCAUUAUCAAAAAUUGGAGUCCAACUAACAGAUUCAGCAUAUGUGGUUGCAUCAAUGGGUAUUAUGACCCGUAUGGGUAAUGCGGUACUAGAAACAUUAAAUAACAAUAAUGAAGAAUUUGUAAAAUGUUUACAUUCCGUUGGAACACCGCUUAAUGGAAUAAAAUCUCAUCCACAUUGGCCAUGUGAUCCAGAACGUACCAUUAUUUUACAUAGACCAAAAACAAAUGAAAUUGUAUCGUAUGGAAGUGGUUAUGGCGGUAAUUCUUUGUUGGGAAAAAAAUGUUUUGCAUUAAGAAUUGGUUCUACAAUUGCCAAACGUGAAGGUUGGCUUGCUGAACAUAUGUUGAUACUUGGAAUAACUAACCCACAAGGACAAAAGAAAUAUAUUGUAGCUGCUUUCCCUAGUGCAUGCGGUAAAACAAAUCUUGCGAUGAUGAAUGCAACAUUACCCGGUUACAAAAUUGAAUGUGUUGGUGAUGACAUCGCCUGGAUGAAGUUUGACAAGAACGGACAGCUAAGAGCAAUUAAUCCAGAAAAUGGUUUCUUUGGUGUCGCUCCAGGCACUUCAUAUAAAACGAAUCCAAAUGCUAUGGAAACUAUUUUUAAGAAUACAAUAUUCACAAAUGUGGCUAAAACUCCCGAUGGCGGAAUAUAUUGGGAGGGUUUAGAGGAUGAAGUACCAAAUGGCACUGUAUUAAAAGACUGGCAUAAUAAUGAUUGGGUUAAAGGUGAAACAAAAACUCCCGCUGCACAUCCAAAUUCAAGAUUUUGUGCUCCAGCUAAACAAUGUCCAAUUAUUGAUCCACAAUGGGAAUCUCCUGAAGGUGUACCAAUUAGUGCAAUCUUAUUUGGUGGGCGAAGACCAAAAGGUGUUCCUUUAGUUUAUGAAGCAUUGGAUUGGGAUCAUGGUGUAUUUGUUGGAGCUUCAAUGCGUAGUGAAGCAACAGCUGCUGCCGAGCAUCAAAGUAAAGUUAUAAUGCAUGAUCCAUUUGCCAUGCGACCAUUCUUUGGAUAUAAUUUCGGCCAUUAUUUAUCGCAUUGGUUAAGCAUGAAAGAAAAAUCAAAUAAUUUACCAAAAAUAUUCCAUGUCAAUUGGUUUAGAAAAGAUAAUGCUGGUAAAUUUUUAUGGCCUGGUUUUGGUGAAAACUCUCGUGUCUUGGAUUGGAUUUUACGACGUGUAAAUAACGAUGAUUCAUGCGCAGUAAAAACACCAAUUGGCUACGUUCCUAAUAAGACAAACGGUCUUAAUUUAGAUGGUUUAAAAGAGAAUAUUAAUUUGGAUGAAUUAUUAGACGUUCCACGCGAUUUUUGGUUACAAGAAAUUGAAGAAAUUGAAAAAUAUUUUGAAGAACAAAUUGGUACCGAUUUACCAAAUGAAAUUCGUGCGCAUGUGAAUAAUUUAAAAAGUCGUUUAAUUAAUAACUAAAAUGUGUAUUGUGAUUUUUUUUUCAAGUAUUGUGAUGAUCAAUUUUAAAUCUCUCCCUUAAAACCAUUUUAAAUAUUUACUAU